This is a messenger RNA of Leptopilina heterotoma, 468 nucleotides long. Its product is annotated as GATA zinc finger domain-containing protein 4-like. The coding region runs from base 1 to 468 and encodes 155 amino acids. NCBI's taxonomy places the organism in Eukaryota, Metazoa, Arthropoda, Insecta, Hymenoptera, Figitidae. The transcript has 2 exons. The record is from RefSeq and is a predicted model, not a curated record.
AUGGGUCGUCCACGAAAAAUAGAUAAAACAAAAAAACCAAGUGCUGACCCAAAUAUUGAAAACAAUACGAAUGAUGGAACACAAAAUGAUAAUAAUACGUCUAACGCAGGUCAGAAUAAUUCGAAUGAAAAUCAUAGAGAAAUUGCUCGUACUAAUGAUGACUCAAUUCAUUUAGAUAGUACAGAAACCACAUCAGAGCCAACCAAUUCAGUUUCCUCAAAUUUAAAUUUCGUACCAGUUCCUUUUGGUACUUUUAACCCUGCAAUGUCGCGAAAUUUAUCUGGAAAUAUGAUUAAAGUUGUUGAAAAAAUUUUGAAGAAAGAAAAUGAAGAUGAACUCGAUUCAAAAAACUUGACUUGGGAUCAGCAAGUGGGAGAAUUGCUGACCCCAAGGACGAAGGACCUCCACAAAGACGAAUCAAUCUCCAAUUUAGAGAAAGAGAAAGAAAGGGAGAAGUUCCCUCAAUAG